This is a messenger RNA of Tetranychus urticae (two-spotted spider mite), 5898 nucleotides long. RefSeq names its product laminin subunit gamma-1-like. Gene Ontology annotation, biological process: tissue development; animal organ morphogenesis. The record is from RefSeq and is a predicted model, not a curated record. Lineage: Eukaryota; Metazoa; Arthropoda; Arachnida; Trombidiformes; Tetranychidae.
CGUAAACGUUUAUUACCAAAUGUUAUGCCGAACCAGAAAAACUUAAGGACAAUGUUUUUUUUGGGUUUUCAAUGUAAUCUUUUUCAUCUCGCCUCUCUUCCUUUACUUACUGUUGCUCAUCAGCUAUUUAUGACUUCAUCUUCCUUCCUCUUCUCUCCCUUUCUCUGCUCAUUUCCAUCAUCUUCAAACAUCGUCUGGAAUGUUUACGUUCUCUUGCAAGCUCCAAGUUGACUAAAAUGUUUACAUCUUCAUCUUCUUCUUCAUCUUCCUUCCUUUCUGUCUCCCUUUUUUUCUCUGUUCAUUUUCUUCAUCUUUAAACAUCGUCUGUUUAAGCCUUCUUCUUAGGUCUUGUUAGGAGUUUAGUCUUCUUCUCUUCUUUUCUUCUUCUCCUUUUUUCUUCUCUUUCUUCGGCAGUAGAAGAAAAAUUAUCAAGUGUAACAAAAGUGCAAAUAUCAUGCCACUGUCGAUUAAUUGUGUAUUGAUUUAUCAAUUAAUCAUUGUCUCAACAUUAGUGGUAAAUAUUUUGUGUCAACCAUCGUAUUAUAAUGACCCACUCAAUCCAUUUCCAUCUUUAAAUGCUGCUCAAAGAUCAUGUUAUGAUGAACAAGGGAAAGCUCGUCGUUGUGUGCCACCCUUUGAAAAUGCUGCUUACUUAAGGCCGGUUGAAGCAACAAACACUUGUGGUGAAAAGUAUCCUUACUUGACAACUUAUUGUGUUCAAACACCCAACCGUGAAGAUCGAGUGCGAACUUGUGAUGGCAAGUGUCGCCGGGGAGAUCACACAGUUCAAUAUAUCAAUGAUUUUCAUGAUAAUGCAACCCAAAGUUGGUGGCAAAGUGAAACAAUGUAUGAUGGAAUUGAAUAUCCUAAAACCGUUAAUAUAACUCUUCACUUGGGAAAAUCUUAUGAUGUCACUUAUAUUCGUUUAUUAUUCAAUUCACCUCGACCUGAAAGUUUGGCCAUUUAUAAACGUGAAGAUGAAAAAAGUGAUUGGACUCCAUUUCAAUAUUUCAGUGGAAACUGUUUAGAUACAUUCAAUGUGUCUGAGUCUCGUGAAGUUCCUGAUUCACAGCCAGAUAAAGUUUUAUGUUCAAAAGAGUUUUCAGAUAUUUCUCCUCUAUCAGGUGGAAAUGUUAUAUUCAGUACGCUAGAGAAUAGGCCAAGUAAUAAAAGAUAUGAUCAAAAUGCUGAACUACAGAAAUUUGUUGCCGCAACGGAUAUUAAAGUUGUUCUGGUUCGACAUAAUACAUUUGGUGAUGAAGUUUUCCGUGACCCACAAGUACUUAAAACAUAUUAUUAUGCCAUAUCCGAUUUAUCUGUUGGUGGAAGAUGUAAAUGCAAUGGACAUGCCGAUGAGUGUAAAACACAGGAUCCAAAUGAUCCUUACAGUCAAUUGAUGUGCGUUUGUCAACACAAUACAACUGGAAUAAACUGUGAAAAAUGUUUGCCUUUGUACAAUGACCAAGAGUGGGGAGUGGCGACGUUUGAAGAUGCACAUGAAUGUCAACCAUGUAAUUGUAAUGGACGAGCUGUUGAAUGUGUUUUUGAUCCUGAGUUAUUGGCUGAAACUGGAAAUGGUGGUCGAUGUAUCAAUUGUACUGGUAAUACUGCUGGGCCUAACUGUGAAAGAUGUCAAGAAGGUUACUAUGAAAACAAUUUUGGACGAUGUGUUGCUUGUAAUUGUGAUAAAACCGGAUCUGUAAACACUCAAUGUAGCAGAGAUGGUCAAUGUAUUUGUAGACCUGGAGUCGCUGGUGAUAAAUGUGAUCGAUGUGCUGAUAAUUAUUAUGAUUUCUCUGCACAGGGUUGCAAGCCAUGUGAUUGUAAUGUACCUGGAAGUCUUAAUAAUACUGCUCAAUGUCAUCCAAUUACUGGUGAAUGUUUGUGCAAACAAAACGUUGAGGGACGAACCUGUGAAAAGUGUAAACCUGGAUACUUUAACCUGGAAGGAACCAAUGAAUUUGGAUGUUUGUCAUGUUUCUGUUUUGGUCAUUCGUCUGUUUGUGAAUCAGCUGAAGACUAUUCAGGUCAUACCAUAGAAUCGCUCUUCUACAAAGAUUCUGAAAAAUGGACUGCAAUUGAUGUAUCAGGACGUCAAGUCAAUAUAAUACAUAAUGCUUCUGAUCACAGUAUUGGAGUGAAAGCUGGUUAUGGAUUGGAUUCAAUCUAUUUAAUUGCUCCUCAUGUAUUUUUAGGAGAUCAAAGAUUCUCAUAUAAUCAAAAUUUAAAAUUCAAUUUAUGGAUAAGUGAUGAUUCUCCAGCUUCCCAAUUUGCUGAUAUAAUUAUUGAAGGAGCCGGGUUAACUUUAGCUCAACCAAUUCAUGGACAAGGGAAUAAACUUCCCAAUCGUAAUUCCCAAUCCUAUUCAUUUAGAUUACAUGAAGAUGGUCAAUUUGGUUGGAGUCCACGUUUAUCUGGAAAAGAUUUUAUAAGUGUUUUAGCCAAUUUAACAGCUAUUAAAAUACGAGUUGUGUACAGCUAUGGUGGAUCAGGUUAUGUCGAUGAAAUUGGACUGGAAUCUGCUCAACGUGGCUCUUAUGGUAAAUCAGCUUCAUGGGUUGAAAGGUGUGAAUGUCCAGCAGGUUAUGAUGGACAAUUUUGUGAAUCGUGUAAAACUGGAUACAGACAUGAUCCACCGAGUGGAGGAAGUUUUGCCAUCUGUUUACCGUGUCAAUGUAAUGGUUAUGCUGAUUUUUGUGAUCCCUAUACAGGCAAAUGUAUGUGUACCAACAACACUGGAGGUAUUAAUUGUGAAUCUUGUGCUAGGGGUUACUACGGAAAUCCAUUAGAUGGGACUGGAUGUACUCCUUGUCCAUGUCAUCGUAAUGCUGGAGCUUGCAUUGUUUUACCAGACGAGAGUAUCGCCUGUCUGGAAUGUCCACAAGGAUACGGAGGAGCACUCUGUGAAUCUUGUAUUGAUGGUUACUUUGGCGACCCAAUAAGAAAUAUUUCUUGUAAAAGAUGCGAUUGCAGUGGAAAUAUCGAUGAGAAUGCUGUUGGUAAUUGUGAUCAUGAAACUGGAAAAUGUUUGAAAUGCAUCCACAAUACUGGAGGAGAUCGCUGUGAAAGAUGUCUUCCUGGAUUCUUUGGAGACGCAUUAAGUUAUCCUAAAGGGGAUUGUAAAUCGUGUGGAUGUCAUAAAACAGGAACUUUGAUGGUUAAAGAUGAAAGUGGAAAGGAUUUGGCUCUAUGUGAUGCUCAAGGUGGACAAUGUGAAUGUAAACCAAAUGUUAUGGGAAGACAAUGUGACCAAUGUAUCGAAGGAUAUUGGGAUAUUUCAGGGGAAAAUGGAUGUAAAUCUUGUAAUUGUAACAUAAUUGGAUCAUUUAAUAGGACUUGUGAUCAAUUCACUGGUAAAUGUUAUUGUCGACCUGGAAUCAUGGGAACUAAAUGUGACCAAUGUGAACCUUAUCAUUAUGGAUUCUCCGAGAAAGGUUGCCAAAAAUGUGAUUGUGAUCGAACUGGAUCAAAGUCCUUACAAUGUCGAGAAAAUGGUCAAUGUGAAUGUUUAGCCAAUGUGGAAGGACGAAGAUGUGAAAGAUGCCGAGAAAACAAAUUCAACCGAACAGCAGGAUGUAUUGAUUGUCCAGCUUGUUAUGGAUUGAUUCAAGACUCUGUCAAUGGACAUCGAAGUAAACUCAAUCAAUUGCGUUUAUUAUUGGAAGAGAUUCAAAACAGUCCAGCAGAAGUCGAAGAUAAAAAGUUUGAAACUCAAUUACAAGAGUUGAUCGAAAGAACUGAAAAAUUAGUAUUGGAUGCUCGACGAAUGGGCUCAGAUGGACGUAACCUUGUCGGAUCAUUAUCCACACUUCGCAAUCGUUUAGGUCGAGUUAAGGAGUUAACUGCAUUGGUUGACGGCAGAAUGGAAGGAUUGAAUAACUUGAUUAAUUUUGGAAAACAAAAUAUGACUUUGACCGAGAAUAUAAUAGACCGAGCUGAAUCAAUAUUGAGUGAUGCUAAAAAGAUGUUUGAGUCAGAAGGAAGACCAGCCUUGGAACGAGCUCGAGAUAGAUUUAGAAGAUAUGGACAACAAUCGAGUAAAAUGUCUGAAAUUUCAUUGGAUGCUAUGAGAAUAUCUAAUGCGGUUGUAGAAAAUGCUGACAGUAUUGAUAGAUUGUCUCGAGAAGCAUUAAAUAAUUCUGAAGAAGCUCAACGAUUGGUUAUGAAAGCAAUGGAAAUGCAUUCAAGUAAUCGAGAGGAGAUUCGAGUUAUCCAAAAACAGUUGGUUGAUAUAAAUGAUUUAUUGGAAAGAACUCGUAAAAUGGCUGAAGAAGCUAAAAAAGAAGCUGAUCGAGCUGCUAAAGAUUCAUUACAAUUAUUAACUGAAGCUGGUUCAUUGAGCAUUCCAAAUGUAAAUGCUGCUGCCAUGAAACAAGAUGCUAAGGAAUUGGUUGAACAAGCUCGUCGUAUAAUGAAAGAAGCUGAUUCAUUAUUAUCUCGUUAUGAGAAUGUACUGAAUGGAACUCAAAUUCAAAUGGAAGAUGUUCGUGCGUUAUUGAAGGAAGCAGAAAGACAACAAAAUAUCGCUUCCAAUUUAUUGAGUGAAGUUGAUUUAGCCCAUAAGACAGCAGAGAAAGCAGCUGAAGCAGCAAAUUCAACCUUAACUGAAGCCACUGGUACUUUAGAGACACUUCGUCGAUUCGAUGAAUCAGUCCAAGAAAGUCGUGGUCGAGCUCAAGAAGCAUUGAAACGUGUUCCUCAAAUUGAAAAAUUGAUCAAUGAAGGUACAAGUAAAACACGAGAAGCAUAUGAUGCACUGACUGGUGCUUAUAAUGAUGCCAUUAAUGCUAAAAGCAUUGCCAUUGAAGCUCGAGAUAUCGCUAAUAAUGCUUCAUCUGAUGCCAAUGAUAUUCGUGGUGAAGCUGGUAAAACAAAGGAAAGAGCUGAACGAAUGAAAGGAGAAGUCGAAUCAUUGAACAGAGCAUUGGGUGAAACAGAAGGAAGAUUAAACUCUUAUGCUGAUCAAACCUUCAAUGAUGAAAAAUUAGCUUUGGAAGCUUUAGAACGAGCUAAUCAAGCAAAAACCAGUGCAUCUGAAGCUAAAAAUAAAGUCUCUGGUGCUUUGGAUACAGUUAAUUUAAUAAUCAAAACAUUGGAUGGUCUUGAUUCAGUUGAUGGUGGAAAUAUGCAAGAUUUAGAAUUAAAAUUACGUGAAGCUGAAAAGGAAUUAUUAGCUUCUGAUUUAAAUAAUCGAACAGAUGAACUGAGAAAAUCUCGAGAUGAUUUAUCCGGAAUGUUGACCAAUUAUCGGGAAGAGCUUGAACUAUUGAGAGUUGAUGUACUUAAUAUUCGAGAUAUUGCUUAUACAAUUCCAUCAGAAUGUCUAAGACGAUCUAAACUCGAACCAUAAUCUUCAAACAUGAUAAUCAUUUGAUCACAAUUUUUCAUCCAUCAAUUUAACUUUUUUUAUUCAAUAAUGACAAUAUACGAUAAAUAAAAAAGUAUGUAAAUAAUGAUAGCCCAUUUAACGCUUAAGAUUAAAAUAAUAGACUGACAGUAGCAAUCAAAAUAAUAAAACUAUUGAUAAUAAUAUCUAUAUCAAAUUUCAUGUUAUUGGAUGGACAUACUGCUUGAUACACUUCACCUGGACCCGAUGAAAUUAAAAAACCUAGCUUUUGCAAUAAAUCAAACUAAAACCGUCCAAUUCUUUAUUAUAUACUUAAGGCUAUUCUUUUAAAAUUAUGAUUUCCUUAAAAUCAAUUGUAAUCACACCAAAGAUGAAUAAACUUUUCAAUAAAGAUAAAGAUGCUACUGAAGCCGUCUGUAUAUUUCCAACGCACUUCAGAUUAAGGAAAAAACCAUCUUGAAAAGCUAACAAAAAGCAAGCCACUCCAUAAAAUAUCAUCUCACAUUUUAUCAUUUUUAGCAUCGAAAUAAAAUUCUGUUCAAAAAUAUCUU